Diorhabda sublineata is the source of this 3035-nucleotide messenger RNA. It is a transcript of the gene Traf4, whose product is annotated as TNF receptor-associated factor 4. The transcript has 6 exons. Gene Ontology annotation, cellular component: plasma membrane signaling receptor complex. Gene Ontology annotation, molecular function: zinc ion binding; protein binding. Gene Ontology annotation, biological process: tumor necrosis factor-mediated signaling pathway; positive regulation of JNK cascade; regulation of apoptotic process. The record is from RefSeq and is a predicted model, not a curated record. Lineage: Eukaryota; Metazoa; Arthropoda; Insecta; Coleoptera; Chrysomelidae. The coding region runs from base 126 to 1520 and encodes 464 amino acids.
AAGGCCGAUUGAGCACAAACAAUUCAGUUUCAGUUCACAUUCUCGUUAGAAAAGAACUGGAUGUAUCAGAUAAGAUUAGUGAGUGACACGAUUUCGGUGACUUUAGUGGACAGUUGUAACACAAAAUGGUCCGUAGUUUAUCGCAGUGGACAAAAACUUUGAGUUUUCCCGCGAGAAUUUCUCCGAAUAAAAGUUCCAAAGAAAGUAUUAAUAUCCAUCAAGUUAGUGUCACGCCGACUUUGAGCAACAAUUCUUUAUCGAAAAAUAACGAAUUCAAUAAUAUGAUGAACAAUCAUGCCUCAUUAACAGAAGUUAACCAAAUUUAUUCGGAUCCUGAAUCAGAGAAGGCUAUUAUGAGCUCAAUUGUCUAUUGCAUUCACCACAAGGAAGGAUGUAAAUGGUCCGAUGAACUUAGAAAAUUAAAGGGACAUUUAAAUACUUGUAAACACGACGCUAUCCCUUGCACGAGUAAAUGCGGAGCGCAAAUACCCAGAGUAUUGAUGGAGGAUCACCUCAAAUACACUUGUCCGCAGAGAAGAACUAGAUGCGAAUUUUGUAACAAGGAAUUUACCGGACACGCUUUAGAAAAUCACGUCGGUCAUUGCGGAUACGAACCCCUGUAUUGCGAAAAUAAAUGCGGAGUUAAAAUACACCGGCGACACUUGGGUCAACACAAAAUUGGAGACUGUUCAAAGAGACUUGUGCCUUGCAGAUAUUGCACCAAAGAAUUCGUAGCCGAUACUUUACCAGCUCAUCACGUUAAAUGCGGAAGAGUACCAGUGCAAUGUCCCAACAGGUGCGACGUGAGUGUAUUGGCUAGGGAAGAAUUGGACACGCACCUAAAGGAAGAAUGUACAGUUUCGGUGCACAGUUGUAGCUUCAAAGACGCAGGAUGUAGAUUCAAAGGGCCUAGAUAUGUUAUAGAGAAACAUCUGGAAGAAAAUUGUCAACAACAUUUGAGUCUUAUGUGUAAUGUUGUAUCUAAACAACAACAUCAAAUAACGUCUUUGAAGAGCGCCUUAUCUAGGUUAUCUUUGAAUUAUUCCGGCACUUUAAUUUGGAAAAUUAGCGAUUUCGCUGCCAAAAUGGCCGAAGCUAAAAGUAAAGAGGGGAUGGAGUUGGUAUCGCCGCCUUUCUAUACUAGUCAAUACGGAUAUAAACUACAGGCAUCCCUUUUUCCAAACGGAAACGGCGCCGGUGAAGAUUCCCAUAUAUCCGUGUAUAUAAAAAUCCUUCCCGGCGAAUACGACGCGCUAUUAAGAUGGCCGUUUUCCCAUUCGGUAUCUUUUACGUUAUUCGAUCAAUCGACGUGUCCCGAAAAAGCCUGCAACAUAGUCGAAAGCUUCAUACCGGAUCCGACGUGGAAAAACUUCCAACGGCCCAGCAGGGAACCGGAUUCCUUAGGUUUCGGUUUUCCCAAAUUCGUCUCGCACGAAAUGCUCAAAAAAAGACAUUUUAUGAAAGACGACACCAUGUUUAUCAGAGUUAAAGUGGAUCCAAGUAAAAUUGUUGCCGUUUAAUCGCAUUAAUAUGUGUUAGAUUUGGCGCUGCUAUGGAACUGCCUUGAGUACUGUCUAUAUAUAAUUGUUCUGAAAACGUUUUUGAUGAUCUCAUUUUCCUUUUUCGAUAUGUAUAUAUAAAAGUGUAUAAAUGUAUAAAGAUAAUGUAAUUAGAGAAGUCAUCGGAAAAGAAACAUAUUUCGUAUUGUAUCGUGACUUAUUAUAUCAUAUAAACUAUCUGGUAUCGGAAGACUUCUUCGAAAAAGGUUUACAAGGUACAAAUCGGUUUAUUUCUGAAGGUAAUCAAUUAUUUUAAACUUUUUACUGUGGUGUCCUCCUAUAAUCGAUCCAGUAAGGCUUUCCCAACAUGCUACUCCUCGUUCUAAUAGAUCUAGACGAAUGUUCCACGACGUGGACCGUUUUCUUUAUAAUUCAUCGUUUGUCUCGGUUGUUUUUGCCCUCCAGUUCUCUAUUUCGUUCCCACAAAUCUUUUUCUUCUCCUUGACCACAAUGGUGUCCGUCGCGUUAUUCUUUUAGAAUAUUUCUGUUGGUUUUCUUCUCAUCAUAUGCCCGGCCCAGUUGGGUCUUUGAGCUUUUACGUAUCUCACUUUAUUUUCCUUCCUUUCUUCGUUUUUCUUUGCUCUCUUUUCUCUCUACUGUUUUGUAUUUGGACCUGUUACGGUUCUCCUUAUCUGUGUUGAUUAUUGUUGUUUCGCAUUUGGUUAUAUCACAUUUUCUUUUCGAAUUAAUUUGAUUCUUAAUAUUCUUCGAUCAAAUUAGUGCUAAAUGAAAUUAUUUUCAAUCGAUGUUAUUCGAUUAUAUGGGAUACGAAUAUUUUUACGAGCUUCUUGUUGCUCAAAUGUGAGGAUUUUAGUACAUACACUUUUCGCAUGUUGAAUGCAGUUUUUCGAAGUUGCUAACAGUCCCUGUUACUUUAUAGCCACACCUCGUAUAGUGCAUUUUAUUUUACGUUGCAUAUUAAAUGAAUUGAUUCAUUUAAUUUUGAACAGGAAGUAGAAAAACUAAAAGAUUUAUAAGUUUCUAUACAGUUGGCAAAUGUUUAUGUCACAUUACUAUUUUUUUAUUUCAUUUUCGAAUUAUUUUAAUUUAAUCUGGCGAUAAAACAGUAUUUGAUUCAAUUUCUAUGUAUCUUGAAUACUAAAUAAAUUGAAAUAGUUUGACAACCAUGUAUAUACAAAAUUUAGUAUGUUUGUAUACGUAAUAAUAUUAAAAAUUUUUGAACUUUUACGAUAACCAUUUAAUCAAAAAUCUUUUGUUUUAUUUAUAUUUAAACUGUAUAUUAUAUAAAUAAUAGGAUAUUGCCGAAUUUCUUGAAAAGUCACUACUAUGUUCAGGAAAUUUUGUAAAAAGUUUUUCGUUUUGUUAUGUGAUAGCUGGAGACCACCAAAGUUUUUGUUUAUAUUCGGUUCGUUUGUACUCGGUACACAUAAUAUUUUAGUCAUUUAAAUAUAAUUUUGUAAUAACUGGCAUCUAUUAUUCCAGUUUUGAAUAAAAUAAUACGUUUAACAACCGCCU